GUCAUGAUGUCCAAUAGAUAAACCAGUAUGACAAGUUUCAACUGUCACUCGACAACGAGUAAUUUGACGUUUUGCAGCGCCACCAUCCGUAGUUGUUCAACUACCGAUUCGAUCGCGAAUACACUUUUUAGCCAAAAACUUCACAGAAAUUAUUUACGUGCCCAUGUACUGGAUGGCGUUUUAUACAGAAAAACUAAACUUACAUCAAGCAAUCCUAAUCAAGAGUGUUUAUUUUAUCAACAAUGAAAAAUAAAAAAGUUUUAAAAACGUCUAUAAAAUCGUGCUGUUACAAUAAUAUCUGAUUCAACAAAGAUAAAUAUUUUUAAAUUACCGGGAAGAAACGCUGAAGCUGGCAACCACCGAAAAUGACAGAAAAUCUUUCGAACCAAUCUCGGACAAGCGUGUAAGUUAGGUACUAAUCCCUAAAGCAAUAUCAUCACUUUCCAUUCUGAUCAUUUUCGUUACCAACAUGGGUGUAUGAUAAUUACCAAAUGGGCGGUUUUCUUGAUAAACAAUUUUAUAAACGAUGAUGAUGAUUGAAAAGCAUUGAAAUAAAUAAUUUUGAUGACAUAACUUCGAGCCUUGUCAGGAUAAGCCAGUUGGAUGCAGUGGCAGGAGUUGGGCCUGAUGCCAGUAGCGGGAAAGUGCGCUUUGCUGGGAUGGGCGACAAACGGCAGAUUUUAUAAAUAAUGCAUUUGUGGCCCACUAGAAAUCCGUCCUGCAUUCUUAGAAGAAUAAACAAUUUUCUUUCGUUGGUUUCUAUGGUUUGCUGCUGGAAAUGUGCGAGAUGAGAAGAAAACUGAAAAAAUGGGUCUAGUUUAUUUUCACCAACUGAUGGUAUUUGAUUUUGUGAGCAGAAAAUUUCAGGUCUAGAAAUUAAAAGUCUAUGGAAUACUCUCAUAGAAGUAUGGUUAGUUUACAACACAGAUGUCGCCAUAUGCUAAAACGUGCGUAUUAAGUUGCCUAUACAUCCGAAAAUAUUGAAGAUUCUAUUAAAGAAAAAUUAAUUUAAUUAAAAUCAUCACCAUCAGCAUAAAAUUUACGAUAUAUUUUUCAGCAUUCCAAAGUAAUUACUUAAAUUGCAUCAGAAAAAUCAACUAGCGGUUGGCGCCCCUUCUUCAUAUCUCUAGCUAGCUUCACAUAGUUAGCCCGAGGGUAGCCAAUAGAAGUAAAUGAAGAAUAUCAGGCAACCAUACUUACAGCUCAUUAAGACUUUGGCACUACUUUGAAGGUUGAAGGUGAGGUCAUAGGUGAACUAACCUAGCAAAAAUGUAAAUAAACCGCAAAACAUGAGCUUUUUGAAAAAUGUCUGUAGAAAAUAUCAGGUGUACAACUACUUCAACCGGACUGUAUUGGGAAAAAGGCAUUUAAACACCGUAGUUCCCAGUGGUGGUUGCAGGUGCAGAUCAGUGGUGCGACUGACUAAACGAGGACUGUUCCUCAACGAGAAACGCGCCUUUGAUUCCACUAGUAUACCGGAAGUAGAUGAAAUAACCGGCAUUUACCCUUACACAGACGAUAAAGGCCUGAACCAGUCAGAUUUGACCAGGAAGAUUCUCUUCCAGGACAAUCCUGACGGCAAGUCUUUGGAAAUCUCCAAAUGUGCCUCUGUAGAGGAUGUGUUCAAAUUUGUGAGGACUAAUAAUGGCGCGUUGGACUACAAGUAUCUGUCUCAAAUAGUUUUGGCUCUGUACGAUUUGCAGACUAUAUUCAUCUAUCAAUACGAGAAAGAUGAGGAUGCUAGCAGAGAAAUCUUUUUUAAGAAACUACUAGAACACAAAGAGUUAUACAUGGUUUUUGACGCGAUCAAAAACAACUUAGCCUCCUUCGAACCGCAGUUUUUAAGUUACACUGUAAUGCAUUUGAACAAGCUGGGGCUAUCUGUGGAAAACGGUCUAAUCCAAGCCAUCGCCUUACAACUCAAGGACCAUCUUUUGCGCGACUUUUCCUUGAGCAUCGCUUCCCGCUUGUUUAGAGUAAUUUUUUUGGAAAACAGCAUUAGACCUUUUUAUAUUGCCCAAGACCUGAUUCCCCACGUUCUCAGGCACAUUGAGCUAGUCAACAGCACAAAAGACUUGGAGGACCUCAAUAUGUGUCUUUUAAAGCUCAAUGCUAUUCUCACUACCGAUGUUUUGCAACGAUACGAGGCCAAAGUGAGGGAAUUAAUCGAAGCUCGCGUUCUCACAGGCGACGAUUACAGACUAAUUCUCAAGAUGUUGUCUGUAUUCAAUCUUGCCAUGUGGAGAAACAAACACUCUUCAAUCAUAUCCAAAUGUAUUCUACUGAUGAAGGGCUCCAUUGACAAACUAAACCUGCACGAAAUGUACCACUUGUACGAUGUAUUUUUCAAAAACCAAGAACCCGGUGAUGUGCUCAACACGAUCCAACGAGCAGCAGCGCGAUUGCUUCAAGAAAUAGACGAAGCCGAAGAGGACCACAGCAACAAGCUGAAGCUGUUCUCUUCGGUAAUCUAUUUUUCCUCUCCAAUGAACAAGGCGCAGUUUCGUCGCGACAUUGCAAAGUACAUGAAUGAAACAGAGGACUUCAACAACCUGAUCACGCUGCGGAAGAUUUUUUCCUUCUUGAAAGUGUCCGAUCCGAAGCUGUGCGACCUUUACUGGAACAAGGCGUGCCAGGUGAUGAAGAAAGAGAAAGACUUUGCCAAGAUCAUGGAGAUCGUGAACAAUUAUGUGUAUUUUUGUGGGGAUAUUCCAGGCUUUCGGCACUAUGCGUUUGAGCAUCACGUAUCGACUGUGAUAGAGAAAGCUUUCAAAGCAGGCACGCUCACUCUGUUCCCGAACAAUUUUUUUUCCGCUUUUGCGUUCAUUUUGCUGUCCAGCUACAAUGAGAAGCUCUUCAACAGCUUACUGCUGGCCUUCAACGAGAUGCACACCCAAAUGGCGCCCAUGCACGUUUUCAAGCUCUCCAACGGUCUUCUAAUGGGGUCUCUGAGAAAAUCUACUGUGUCUAGUGUAUCUAUUGACACCAUUCAUCAGAAGUUGCAUCAACAAACCGUUCAACUGCACAGUAGGCUGCAAGAGGACAUCGUCGCAUCCGCUUUGCUGAUAAAGGGCGCCAUCCUGAGGAAAGAAACCGAAAACCAGCUUUUCGACGACAUGAUGUCCACCUUGGCACGGACCAAGCAUAUGUCCUCGAAAGUAAUGGAGCACAUCUGCUUUAUCCUGUUCUGCACUAAGUCGCUCAUUCCCGAAGUGCUGAAUCUUUGCACAAACUACAUCAUCGAGUACAAGGAGAACAUUGUGGGCUUCAACGUGGAGAAAAUCCUGCACAUGCUCUACCAGUUGAACUACGAGCCCGUCUACGAGAAGGAGUUCUUCGAAACUGUCAUAAAUAUCUUUAUUAGGGAUCAGGAUCGGAUGAGUGGGCUCAGUUUUCUGCAGGGCGCCCUCUCGCUGUGUUUCUUCCAGCAAAUGCCGAAAAGCUUCGUCAAGCAGAUAUUCAACGUGGAGUUUCUGGAUAAACUGGACGUGGAGCUGGCCAACUGCUACUUUCGGGAUAAGUACCCAAACCGGGUGCGGCGCGUGCUGAUGCAACUAAACCGGGCUGUUUGUCUAGAGUAUCCCGAGUACAACGUGCCGUGGUUCCAUCAGAAGUACAUCGAGGAAUAUCAGAAAACCAAUGCGAUUGAUGAUGUGGUUAAGCCCAUCCACCUUAGUGUUAAGAGCUACUUGCAGGGAGUUUUGGGUGAGGAGAAUAUUCGGGAAAACGUCACCCUGCCCUAUGGAUACGAGGUGAACUUUGUUUAUCAUCUGGACCGGCAGAAAAAGCCCACAAUGGACCUUAACGGGUUCAACACAACCAAGUACGCCAUUCUGAUUAAGCCAAUGAAUGCUUUUACCAGGCUGUAUGUGCGUCUGAAGGGCGAGCAUGCCUUGCAAAACCGGCACCUCGAAAUGCUCGGCUACAAGGUGAAGAUAAUCAGAUGGAGUGAAUGGGAAAAUCUGCUGUACGCUAAAGAACGAGUCGAUUAUAUCGAGCAACUAGUCUUUUCGUGAUUAGUUAUUAGUUUUAACAAUAAAUAUUUUUUUGUA
Molecule: messenger RNA, 4052 nt
Organism: Dendroctonus ponderosae (mountain pine beetle)
Lineage: Eukaryota; Metazoa; Arthropoda; Insecta; Coleoptera; Curculionidae
Product: FAST kinase domain-containing protein 1, mitochondrial
Exons: 11
Coding region: 1290-4016 (908 amino acids)
Biological process (GO): mitochondrial RNA processing; regulation of mitochondrial mRNA stability
Cellular component (GO): mitochondrial matrix; ribonucleoprotein granule
Molecular function (GO): RNA binding
Source: RefSeq, a predicted model, not a curated record